CUCGCGGGAAGAGGCCUUUCCGCUUUAGUUGCAGGGAGCUCAAAUCUUUGACUUCGGAAAAGUCAUUGUCUUGCCAUCACAAGCAAACGAACUAGAACUGGUGCAUCGAUGGCUCUGCUGGGCAUUGCAAAUUUCUUGGUUCUUGUUCUCUUUCUCGUUUCAUGUGAUCUAAAGUUUCUCACUUGCACAGAAACCAUCACCCCAACGCAGUUCGUCAGAGACCCGGAAGCUGUAACUUCAGAAGGCGGCGUCUUUAAGCUUGGAUUCUUCAGCCCUCCAGGUUCUGCCGAUCGAUAUGUGGCCAUAUGGUACAACCAAAUCUCUGUUGUUUCGGUAAUUUGGGUGGCCAACCGAGACAGGCCUCUCAAGGAUUCUUCAGGGACUGUGAAGAUAUCUGAGGACGGUAACAUCGUGGUCUCCGAUGGACAGAAUGAGGUUCUCUGGUCGUCAAACGUGUCAGGCAUCGUGACUGCAAAUGUCACUACUCGCGCGCAGCUUUUUGAUUCGGGGAACCUGGUGUUGCAAGAGAUUGAUUCGAGCAAUAACAGGACGGUGUCUAUUUGGGAGAGCUUUGGGGAUCCCACGGACUCCUUCUUGCCAAGCAUGGAAAUCACCAAUGGUGAAGGAAAGCAAGCACUUAGUUCUUGGAAAAGCUCUUCCAAUCCAUCUGUUGGAAAUUUCUCUGCAGGUUUAGACUCUCAGAAUAUUCCUGAAGUUUUGAUCUGGAAAAUGGGUAGUCCGUAUUGGAGAAGCGGGCCUUGGACCGGUCUAGUUUUCAUUGGAAUCCCGGAUUCGAGCUCGGUGUAUCUUAAACGUUUGACUCUCGUGGAUGAAAAGGAAACACCUAUUUAUCUAACUUACACUGUUGUUAACCAGUCAUUCUUGUCCAACUUCGCACUGAAUCCUGAAGGAAACUUUGUACUAAAGUACUGGGAUGAUUUGAAGCAAAAUUGGGACAUUUCAUGGUCGGCCUUAAACAGUGAGUGUGAUGUUUAUGGAACUUGCGGUUCCUUCGGGUCUUGCAAUCCAAAGAGUUCACCCAUAUGCAGUUGUUUGAGAGGCUUCAAGCCAAAGAACAUUGAGGAAUGGAGUGCUGGAAAUUGGACAAGUGGAUGUGUUAGGAGAACACCAACACAAUGUGAGAGGACAAACAGUAGUCUCGAAAUUGGCAAACCAGAUGGGUUUUUCAGGUUGGAGAACGUGAAAGUCCCGGACUUUGCAGAGUGGUCAAGUGGGAAUAAUUGCGAAGCUCUCUGCUUGGCUAAUUGUUCCUGCAUAGCUUAUGCAUACUUUGAUGCGAUCACCUGCAUGAUAUGGACAGUAAAUUUAAUUGACAUCCAGAAGUUCUCCGAAGGCGGGACCGAUAUUUACAUUCGUGUGGCAGAUUCAGAACUGAAUUACAACCGGAAAAAGAAAGUAAUUAUACUGGCGAUGGUGAUCACAGGAGCGGCCGCUGCUUCUGUCUUCACUUUCUUCCUAUGCAGAUGGAUGGCGAAGAGGAAAGCAAGCAAGGAGCUAUUACUCUCCAGAGGAAAGAAGUCAAAUCGAGUGUAUUCUGGUGGAAAUAUGCAGGUCCACGAGAUAAAGAAUAUUAAUCUUCAGAACCUACCACUCUCCACUUUCGAUAUGCUGGUAACCGCUACAGACAAUUUCGACUCAUCCAAUCUGCUAGGGCAGGGGGGUUUUGGUCCAGUGUAUAAGGGGAAAAUGCCAAAUGGACAGGAGAUCGCUGUCAAGAGACUAUCAAGAGCCUCCAGACAAGGCCUGCAAGAAUUCAUGAACGAAGUGGGGGUGAUCUCAAAACUCCAACACCGAAAUCUUGUCAGGCUACUUGGAUGCUGUAUCGAAGGAGAUGAGAAGAUACUGAUAUAUGAGUAUCUGCCGAACAAAAGUUUGGAUGCAAUUCUGUUUGAUCCCCUCAUAUGUCAUGAGCUCGAUUGGAGGAAGCGACAGAGUAUAAUCACUGAAAUCGCUCGAGGCAUACUUUACCUUCACAGAGACUCCAGACUGAGAAUCAUACAUAGGGAUUUGAAGGCCAGCAACAUCUUAUUGGAUGAAGAGCUUAAUCCGAAGAUAUCAGAUUUUGGAUUGGCGAGAAUAUUUGGAGGAAAUCAAGAUCAAGCUAAAACAAGAAAAGUAGUUGGAACAUUUGGAUAUAUGUCGCCUGAAUAUGCCAUCCAUGGUAGAUACUCAGAGAAAUCUGAUGUGUAUAGCUUCGGAGUCCUGUUACUAGAGAUUUUAAGCGGAAGACGCAGCACUAGUUUCCAUCCCGAUGAUCAGACCUUGAGUCUUCUAGGAUUCGCUUGGAAAUCGUGGACUGAGGAGAACACGGCAGCUUUUGUCAGCCCGGUGAUAUAUGCGCCAAGUGAUGAAAUAGCCAUAUUAAGGUUCCUUCAUGUGGGAUUGUUGUGUGUGCAAGAACAUAUGAGAGAUAGGCCAUCCAUGUCUACCGUCAUAUCGAUGCUCAAUAGCGAAAUUCUCGACCUUCCUAGUCCGAAGGCACCGGCAUUCACAAGCACUCAGGCUGAUGUUAAGACUCAACAGGACCAGAAGCAUUGUUCUGUUAACAAUCUAACCGUUACAAUUGUCAAACCUCGAUAAAAGCAGGAAAUCAGUGUGAAUUGUACACGCAACUCAGCAUGAAUCAUUGUUCUUCAGUUUUGCAUAUAUGUGCUUUACCCAAAGACUUGUCCAUCAAAGUUGAAAAUUCUUUGCAAACAGAUGG
Messenger RNA from Rhodamnia argentea, 2725 nucleotides. Its product is annotated as G-type lectin S-receptor-like serine/threonine-protein kinase At1g11330. The transcript has 7 exons. The coding region runs from base 109 to 2601 and encodes 830 amino acids. The record is from RefSeq and is a predicted model, not a curated record. Gene Ontology annotation, biological process: protein phosphorylation; recognition of pollen. Lineage: Eukaryota; Viridiplantae; Streptophyta; Magnoliopsida; Myrtales; Myrtaceae. Gene Ontology annotation, molecular function: ATP binding; protein serine/threonine kinase activity.